Messenger RNA from Pollicipes pollicipes, 1951 nucleotides. Its product is annotated as dynein regulatory complex subunit 5. The record is from RefSeq and is a predicted model, not a curated record. NCBI's taxonomy places the organism in Eukaryota, Metazoa, Arthropoda, Thecostraca, Pollicipedomorpha, Pollicipedidae. The transcript has a single exon. Gene Ontology annotation, molecular function: protein binding. Bases 105 to 1685 code for a protein of 526 amino acids.
UCGACGCAGAGAGGGUAAACAGCUGGACUGAAAGGUAACAUUCAUCAGCUGUUUUUGCAUUUACUUUUUUAAAUCUUUAUACGCCAACAUUUCAGGCACGCAACAUGGCAGCCUUUCCAGAUUUGGGUUUGUUUCCACCUGACUCAAAGAAGAAGCAAGUCUUGCAGGAACGCUGUAUGCGGGCUGAAGACGAAGAUUGGGAUAAAGAUCUUAUACCCUCACUUCGUAUGAAAUGUAUAACUGCACUGGCAGAAAACUUCGCUGAAAACCCCAUUCUGGACGAACUGAAUGAAAAAGAUCGUGAAACUCUGCUAGACAUGCUUCCGACGACUUUGCCACUCAAUGUAAGUGCAAAAAAUGUGCCUGAAGAGUCUUACUGGAUGCGCUGUUGUGAAGAUAAAAACGAAGCUAUUAAUAUCAAGCAAUAUGACAACAGCUGGCGCCGAGCAUUUCUGGAAAGGCAUGCCCAACAUUGUAUUCAGCAAUUUCAUCCCAGCAAAGACGACUUCGAUGAACUUCUUGAACAGCUGAAGAUUUGCCAACCUUUCGUUAUCAUGCUAAAAAUACAGCAGCUUUGGCAAAAGAACCAAGUAAAUCCUGUCGACUUGUAUUAUUAUAAUAUUGACGAAGAAGAGGACCACGAGAACCCUCUUAUGCCCUCAGAAGAUUGCCAGUGUCUCCAGUUUACCACUAUACUGUCGAUACUUGCUAAUGUAACAGAGCUUGAUUUGUCCUAUAGUGCUAAGGAGUGCAGCUAUGAAUUUGCCUGGAAUCUUUUUCAGAUAACGGAGAAAGAUUGCGAAGAUCUUGGAAAGGCCCUCAAAGAAAAGCCGGAAUUGACCGUUUUCCGACUCCGCCGAUCUCUGCUUGAUGAUCCACGAGCAUUGACCCUCCUCUAUGCCCUAGACGGACACAAAAACCUGAAGGUCCUCGACCUCUCACAUAACAAAAUUAAAGACUUAGGUGCCAAGGCGAUCGCCAAGCUAAUCAAGUCCCUCUCAGCUUUAGAGGAGUUCAACAUUAUGAACAACAGCAUAGGUGUAGACGGCACUGAGUGCCUGGCGUACAGCAUCGCCUCCCACCAAACCCUCAAGUUUCUGAAUAUCAGCAUGAACAAGUUGUCCGACGCCGGAGGCGUGUUGCUUUGCCGCGCCUUUUCGCAGAACACCGUCCUACAGACGGCGAUCAUGUCAAUGUGCUCCUUUGGCCUGGAGGCGGCCAAGGCCUUGGGUGAGAUGCUGACCUUUAACUCCACGCUGCUGUCGCUACACCUCAGCAACAACGAGCUGGGCGAGGCCGGCGGCGAGGCUCUGCUGACCGGCCUGGAGCAGAACUCCGUCAUCCUCACCCUGGACGUGCGUAUGUGCCAGCUGGGUGAGCGACUCGAGUACGAGCUGAACCGCAAGCUCAAGCAGAAUAAGCACCACGACGAGCCCAACUACGUCCUGCCCAAGACGUACUCGUCGUUCGUCCGGGCCGAAGAGAUGACGCCGCGGGCGAGGUCACUGGUCUCCGGCGGCGACCUGACGGCCAGGUCACGUGGCUCGGUCACCUCGCGCACCUCCGCCACGCGCAAGUCCAGCGCCCUCUCCACCAGGAGCGCCGCAUCGAAGAAGAGCCUCCGCUCGCUCAAGAGCGCAGUCUCCAAGGUGAAGAGCAUGAUCAGCGAGACGCCGAACAAUUGAUGAGGAUCGGUGCGGUGGGCUGAUCGGGUGCUGGGUUGGUUUCAACGCACUGAUCACAAUGCCGGACUUUCGAGACGUACCUCUCUUGCAGCUGUUUUCCCGACCGACGUGCUGCUCGCCUGUCGUCAAAACUUUUGAAUUAUGCUGUCUAUAUCUGUCACCUUCCACCACAUUUUGCCGACUAUUUGUGGAAUUUUAAGCAUGUCGCGAGUCUCCCCACCGCAUACGCAAGCCCAAUAAAUCGGUGUUGUUCAUCUGGACAAUCA